GCCCCGCCCUCCCGGAGGCCCAGCCCCCGGCCUCGCGGGGUCGGUGGGUGCAGACCGCGUUCCGGGCGCACGGCGGCCCGCUCCGGAGCAAUGAUUAACCGUGCGGGGCGGCGGGCGCGCGGCCCCGGGCGGAGGCGUGGGGUCGGGGCGGGACCCCGCGGGCCCGCUGGGCUUCCUGCUCUCGCCCAAGUUUCCUCGUAGAGGGCGCAGUGCCCGGGGCGGCGUGGCGCGCGUGGGCGCUCCGGGGUCACCAUGAGGACUCUCCGCAGGUUGAAGUUCAUGAGUUCGCCCAGCCUCAGUGACCUGGGCAAGAGAGAGCCGGCCGCCGCGGACGAGCGGGGCACGCAGCAGCGCCGGGCCUGCGCCAACGCCACCUGGAACAGCAUCCACAACGGGGUGAUCGCCGUCUUCCAGCGCAAGGGGCUGCCGGACCAUGAGCUCUUCAGCCUGAACGAGGGUGUCCGGCAGCUGCUGAAGACAGAGCUGGGACCCUUCUUCACGGAGUACCUGCAGAACCAGCUGCUGACCAAGGGCAUGGUGAUUCUGCGAGACAAGAUCCGCUUCUACGAGGGACAGAAGCUGCUGGACUCGCUUGCAGAGACCUGGGACUUCUUCUUCAGCGACGUGCUGCCCACGCUGCAGGCCAUCUUCUACCCGGUGCAGGGCAAGGAGCCAUCCGUGCGCCAACUGGCCCUGCUGCACUUUCGCGACACCAUAGCCCUCAGCGUGAAGCUGGAGGACGCGUUGGCACGCACCCAUGCCCGCGUGCCGCCUGCCGUGGUGCAAAUGCUGCUGGUGCUUCAGAGUGUCCAUGAGUCCAGGGGCGUGACCGAGGACUAUCUGCGGCUGGAGACGCUCAUCCCAAAAGUGGUGUCGCCCUUCCUGGGCACCUACGGACUCUAUUCCAACGAGGGACCCUGCGCCCACGCCUGCAUGCUGGACAAACGGCUGCUACGUCGCUCACGUUCUGGGGACGUCCUGGCCAAGAACCCGGUGGUGCGCUCCAAGAGCUACAACAUGCCGCUGCUGAACCCUGUGGCUGAGCACGAGGCCGAGGGCUCGGCAGCGGGCAGCACCAGCCUCCGCCGGCACUCGCUGUCCGCCAUGACCUCCUGCGAGCCCCAGGGCCGCCCCGCCUCCCCCGCCCAGGACACCGCCGCCUCGGCCGGGACCUUCCUGUCCUCCCCCGCCCCGCACUCGGGGCCUUGCCACAGCAGACUGCGCCCCGUUUCCCGGUCCCCAGAGCCCGCUCCAGCCCACGGCUCACUGCCCACCUCCAGCCCUGAGACCCUGGUGGACCAGAUGCUGGGAUCUGCCGACUCGGAUUCUGAAGGCAUCUUCAUCGACUUUGGCCGGGGUGGGGGCUCUGGCGAGUCCGACUUAGAAGGGCCUGGGGACCGACAAAGUGUCGUUUGAGGCUG
Molecule: messenger RNA, 1421 nt
Organism: Ochotona princeps (American pika)
Lineage: Eukaryota; Metazoa; Chordata; Mammalia; Lagomorpha; Ochotonidae
Gene: PRR5
Product: proline rich 5
Exons: 8
Coding region: 253-1416 (387 amino acids)
Biological process (GO): TORC2 signaling
Cellular component (GO): TORC2 complex
Source: RefSeq, a predicted model, not a curated record